This is a messenger RNA of Lingula anatina, 845 nucleotides long. Its product is annotated as oncoprotein-induced transcript 3 protein. The record is from RefSeq and is a predicted model, not a curated record. Lineage: Eukaryota; Metazoa; Brachiopoda; Lingulata; Lingulida; Lingulidae.
UGUGUCUUGAAAACAAUGGUGGAUGUUCGGACAACUGCUCCAUGGAUAACUCUACAUUCACUGUCGUCUGCUCGUGUCCGAAGGGCUUUGUGGUGGGAAGUAACAAGCGCGCCUGUAUUAGAGACGAGUGUACAGUAGAUAACGGUGGCUGUAGCCAUUUCUGUGUCCAUAGAGAUUACAAUGACCACAGCCACUGUCAGUGUCCAGUGAAGGAUCUGGUGUUGAGGCAAGAUGGAAAAACAUGUGAAUCUCCCGAUGUCAACGUAACCUGCACCGACCAACACAUGCAGUUAGACCUGCUUCGUUCAGCAUUCCAUGGUCUUAACGAGAGCCAGCUCCAGUUGGCGGACCCUUCCUGCCAAGGCACAGGCAACCAUACCUUCAUCACGUUCAGGGCGCCCCUGCACGGCUGUGGCACGAUCAUGAAUUUCACCAACUCCUCGGUUGUGUAUUCCAACAUCGUGUCUACCAGGCCCAAUUACCUCUCUCUAAUGAGUGGUGUCGUCACUUGGGCCGGCACGAUCGAGAUUCCAUUUGAGUGCAAGUAUGCAAGGGACCACUGGAUCACCGGAAGCUUCAAGCCAGUUGUAGAGAAAUUGAGAUUCAAGGAAAAGGGUCGAGGGAACUUGACGUUCGACAUCCAACAGUUCCAAACCGAUAAUUUUUCGACUCCAUACUCCGAAAAGGACUAUCCUGUGUCCGUGAAGAUUCGUGACCAGAUGUAUUUCGUGCUGAGCGUGAACACGACGUCCCCGGAUGUGAAACUGUUCGCGGACACGUGCAAGGCUACACCCUCUUCCAGCCCCUUCGACUUCCUCCAGUUCAACUUCAUCAUUAACGGGUAA